CAAUCCUCCUACCUCUACCAUCUAUCUAUAUCUGUCUCUACUCUCUCUUCUUUUCAUACCCAUGGUCUCAUCAUUUCUCUCUUUCUCUUUCUAAACGGAGACUACUACUGUUGCUGCCUGCCUGCCUGCCUGCCUGCCCUGCUGCUGCUACUGCUACUGCUACUGCUACUUGUUCCACUAUUUCCAAAGAAAAAAAAAAACGAAAAAAGCAUCCCUUCCUCAUAUCUCUCUCCUCCUUUGGAACUCCACCGAGCAACACAACCCAAAUAUUUGUUAUUAUUAUAGAUAUGAACAUAGGGAGUAUGGAUUCUUCUUCCGGUCCCAACAAUUCCCUUGCUUUCUCUCUUUCCAGCCAUCACCACCACCAAAAUCAUCUCAGCUUCUUCUCUUCUUCUUCUAACCCCGCUCUCUUUCAAGCUUUCAACACUUCCGCAGCCGCCGCCGUCCCAACAACAACAUCACCCGCAAACUCGUUAUCAGCCGAAAAAGAUGCAGGUGGCGAAGGUCCAGCUACAACCGCUAGUGCAACAACAGACUUGUCCAUGUUUAAAGGUGGCCCGAAACUCGAGGAUUUUCUUGGCGGUUCUUCUACUACACCUGGAGUUGGAGGUGCACCUCAACUGCAGUUGCUUCAUCAUCAUAACUUCUCUACUCAAACACCCGUGACUGUUUCUGACAACGAUAUAUAUGAUUCUGAGCUCAAAACCAUUGCUGCUAUAUUUCUUCGUGGAUUUUCCUCUGAGCAAAUCGAUAUUCACAAACAACAGCAACAAGCACCUAUAGCUGAGCCUGCACCCAAAAGAUCUGUUGAUACUUUUGGCCAACGUACCUCGAUCUACCGGGGUGUCACCAGGCAUAGAUGGACUGGAAGGUAUGAAGCUCACUUGUGGGACAAUAGUUGCAGAAGAGAAGGCCAAAGUAGGAAAGGAAGGCAAGUUUAUUUGGGUGGCUAUGACAAGGAAGAUAAAGCUGCAAGAGCUUAUGAUCUUGCGGCUCUCAAGUACUGGGGUCCGACCACUACUACCAACUUUCCGAUUUCAAACUAUGAGAAGGAGCUCGAAGAGAUGAAGAACAUGACUAGGCAAGAGUUCGUUGCUUCUCUCCGGAGGAAAAGUAGUGGAUUUUCUAGGGGUGCUUCAAUUUACAGAGGAGUGACAAGGCAUCAUCAACAUGGUAGGUGGCAAGCAAGAAUUGGAAGAGUUGCAGGCAACAAAGAUCUCUAUCUUGGCACAUUUAGCACCCAAGAAGAAGCAGCUGAAGCCUAUGAUAUUGCAGCAAUCAAGUUUAGAGGCUUAAACGCGGUUACAAAUUUUGAUAUGAGCCGCUACGAUGUAAACAGCAUUGCAAACAGCAAUCUUCCCAUUGGAGGACUGAACAACAAAUCCAAAAACUGCAAUGAUUCAGCUUCUGAUAGGAGCACCGAUGAGGAGCGAGAUCACUCUGGAUCAUCAGGCAUGACCUUUACAUCUCAGCCCACUGCAUGCUCCACAGUAGGCUUUGCAAUUAACAUCAAGCAAGACCCAUCCGAUUAUUGGUCAAACGUUCUCGGAUACAAUGAUACUGGUGCUUCCUUAAGCAGUGCCAAGAACCCUAUGUUUCAUCACUCACCAAAUGGAUCCGGUUUCCAAAGUCCAAGUGGAUUCUGUACUGGCAAUGGUGGGAAUUCUGCAGUCAAUGGAAGCAUUAAUAAUGGGUUAUUCAAUCGAGGUGGCUAUGUUGGGCAGGAGCAACAAGAGAGCAGUGCUGCUACUAAUUCCCACCCAUUGGCAACGCCAAUUGUCUUAAAUAAUAGCGAUAAUUAUGAGAGCUCGUCUUCUGGCUAUGGUGGUAACUGGAAUCUCGCACAGUCGUUUCAAUCUACUUAUCAAACUGCAAAGCCAAGUCUCUCAGUGUUCCAAACACCAAUUUUUGGCAUGGAAUGAAAUCAGCUUCACAUAGACAAUAACUGUGGAAAAAAUCUGUGGGAAGGCCGAUGCAUUGCAGAGUUGGAAGGGGGUAGGGUUGUUAACCUUUCUUGAAUAGGUGAGAUUGGAAUGACAAAUCAUUUCAUAGGAGCUGACAGGGCCAACUCAAGUUCUUUUGUUAAUUAAGGGCGUUCGGGUCCAUUUCUUUCGUUUCUUUUAGCUUUUAUCCUUCACUGACAUGAGUAAAAUAUAUAUAUGUAUUAUGUAAUGUGUGGGUAUAACCGUAAAACGAAAAUGGAAAUCCUUUCCUCUAA
Molecule: messenger RNA, 2218 nt
Organism: Gossypium raimondii (Peruvian cotton)
Lineage: Eukaryota; Viridiplantae; Streptophyta; Magnoliopsida; Malvales; Malvaceae
Product: AP2-like ethylene-responsive transcription factor AIL5
Exons: 9
Coding region: 288-1922 (544 amino acids)
Biological process (GO): regulation of DNA-templated transcription
Molecular function (GO): DNA binding; DNA-binding transcription factor activity
Source: RefSeq, a predicted model, not a curated record